Molecule: messenger RNA, 1181 nt
Organism: Triticum aestivum (bread wheat)
Lineage: Eukaryota; Viridiplantae; Streptophyta; Magnoliopsida; Poales; Poaceae
Exons: 1
Coding region: 217-873 (218 amino acids)
Cellular component (GO): cytoplasm
Molecular function (GO): ubiquitin protein ligase activity
Source: RefSeq, a predicted model, not a curated record
GAAAACCCCUUAUACAACAGAGAUAUACCGAAAAGGGACUAUACACAUCUAACAAAGGUCACCUACUACAAGAAAGAAGAACACAAGAAGGCAUGCCCGUAUGCUCCAUGUUUCUGCCCAGAGUCGGGUUGUGGCUUCGCUGGACCAACAAAGGUGCUCCUGGACCAUUUCACCACCCAGCACAAGUGUCCGUCGACAACCCUCCCAGACUCUGGCAUGCUGUCUCUCUGCUUACAGCCGGGCUUACAUGUUGUGAAGUGCACCGGGAACAACUACUUUUUCUUGCUCAGCAUGGCAUCAGAGCCUUACGGACAUGCCAUCUCAGUCGUCUGCGUCCAACCAAACAUGACAGAAUCCAAGUUCACAUGUAAUAUGAGUUAUGACUGCAUAACGACCGGCUGUUGUGGAAGUGCAAGCUGCCACAUAAGAAGCUCUUCACUCUCUGAUGGGCUUCCGACAGUGCAUGACUUAAUACUUCCCAAGGGAAAGGUUUCUGAUGAUGCACACGGUAUCAUGCUUAGAGCCAGCAUUCAUCAUCAAUCUUUAAGCCUCGGCAGAUCUUGUUUUCAAGGAAAUGGCCCGACUCCUGCUCUUAACCAAACACCCGAUACUUACCAUGAUGGUGAUCGUGCUGAGGAGGAUAAUAUACCUUUAAGUCUCAGCAGAUCCCGUCUUCGAGGAAAGACCCCGACUCCUGCUGUUCAACGAAGGCUCAUUACUUAUGAUGAUGAUGAUGAGGAUGAGGAUGAGGAUGAAUGGUUCGCGAGGAUGAUGAUGCGCAGCAUGAGGGUAUCUGAUUAUAGACCUCUAAGUCUCAGCAGACCUCAAAGUAUCUGUCUUGAUACUGUUGAUGAGGAGGAUGAAAUACCUUGAUCUCUCAGAAGAUCCCACCCUGCUGUUGAACGAAGUCCUGAUACUUAUGAUGAUGAUGCGCAGCAGGAGGAGGAUGAGUAUGAUGAUAGACCUGUAAGUCUCGGCAGACCUCGAAUUGUUCGACGAAGGAUCUAUUCAGAUACGGAUGAGGAGGAUAAUAUAUGUACCUCUAAGUGCCGGCCGUGCUCGUGUACGCUAAAGGAUUAGCGUGGACUUGCUGGUUGCUGUUAUUCUGCCUGACUUUUGCAGUUCUGGUUCGAGGAUAUAUAUGUCAAGUCUUCAUCUUUAUUUAUGGUCUCAAGUAUCGC